Messenger RNA from Capsicum annuum, 1719 nucleotides. RefSeq names its product hydroxyproline O-galactosyltransferase HPGT3. Lineage: Eukaryota; Viridiplantae; Streptophyta; Magnoliopsida; Solanales; Solanaceae. Gene Ontology annotation, cellular component: Golgi membrane. Gene Ontology annotation, molecular function: hexosyltransferase activity. The record is from RefSeq and is a predicted model, not a curated record. The transcript is spliced from 13 exons. The coding region runs from base 192 to 1412 and encodes 406 amino acids.
CUUUUGUUUUUUCAAAAAUCGGUGCCAAAUAAAUGUAGUAAAGUAGAGCCGGGGGGGGAGGGGGGGCGGGGAGGGGGCAUUGAAGCAACCGCUGUGGUAGAAAACUCAAUCAAUCGAUCGAUCUCCGUAAUUAAAUUUGUGAAUCGACUGCCUCACUCCAAAUUUGUUCGCUAAAAUUGUCUUCUCCAGACAUGGAGAGCAUCUUGCCUACGAUGUCGUCUUUCUCGUCUUCUUCUUCGUCAAAAUCAGAUAGGCGAUCAAAAUCAAAGUCUAGUCAAACAUCUUCUAAACAUUCACUAGUAAUGGCAUUAAUAUCCUGCUUCGCUUGGUUAUAUGUCGCUGGAAGGUUAUGGCAAGAUGCAGAGAACAGAGUGUUAUUAGCUACUCUUUUGAAGAAGAAUUCAGACCAGAGACCAAAGAUGCUGACAGUGGAAGACAAGCUAAUGGUUUUAGGAUGCAAGGAUCUGGAGAGGAGAAUAGUUGAAGUUGAAAUGGAAUUAACAGUGGCCAAGAGUCAAGGUUACCUCAAGAAUCAGUUGAAACAGAGUGGUAUAUCUUCAGGCAAACAACUUCUGGCUGUUAUUGGAAUUUAUACAGGAUUUGGAGGUCAUUUGAGGAGAAAUAUGAUCAGAGGGUCUUGGGUUCCAAAUGUUGAUGCUUUGUCAGAACUUGAAGAAAGAGGAGUGGUCGUGCGAUUUGUAAUUGGUCGUAGUCCCAACCGAGGUGAUAGCUUGGACCGCAAUAUUAAUGAGGAAAAUCGAGCGACAAAAGAUUUCUUGAUUCUAGAAAUUCAUGAGGAAGCUCAGGAGGAGUUGCCCAAGAAAGCUAAAUAUUUCUUUAGUUCAGCAAUACAAACUUGGGAUGCUGAGUUUUAUGUGAAAGUUGAUGACAACAUUGAUGUUGACCUUGAUGGGUUGAUUGAGCUGCUCCAAAACCGUCGUGGUCAAGAUAGUUCUUAUAUUGGAUGCAUGAAAUCUGGGGAAGUAGUUUCGGAAGAGGGAAGGGCAUGGUACGAACCAGAAUGGUGGAAAUUUGGAGAUGAGAAAUCGUACUUCCGACAUGCAGCUGGUUCAGUUCUGGUGCUUUCUAAAAAUUUGGCCCAGUAUAUUAACACAAACAGGACCGCAGUUCGGGUCAAACGAUUGGCACAGGACAUGAAUCACAAGGCCUUUACCAUAUCUCUUCAAACUCUUUCACAACAUGCUCCGUUACAGAUCUUCCGGACCUUAUUCACAAACAUUUGGGCCAUCCGAGUCUAUCCAAGCUACAUAACAUGUGCUUCAUUGAAGAGCUAUGCACAUGAGGAUAUAUCGAUUGGAUCAUGGAUGAUGGGUCUUCAGACAAAUUACACAGAUGACAGCCGCCUAUGUUGUAGCACCUCCGGCCAAGACAAGGUGUGCUCAUUAGCUUGAACAGGAAUGAUGUCAUUCCAUUUCAUCUUGCUGUGACAACUCUCCAUUCGUUUGUAUUGGAGCAACCCAUAACUUGAGAUGGAGACAUCCUGUUUCUGCCCUAGGUAUCAUUGACAUUCUUGCUGACGUAAAUCAGCUAUGAUAUACGCUGGAGCUUGGCAAAAUUCUUUUAUAGGAUAUGUACACUACUUUUGGACUAGAGACUGUAAAUUGGAGAACUUCAGUUUCUUAAAGAUGGAAAUAUUUGUGGAUAUUUUUGACGAACUGAUUAAAUUAGUGGAACAUGAUUCUGUUCUUGCCGUGAUCA